AUGAUUGAUAACGUUUGGAAGAAGGUGAUGUAUAAAAGAAAUUCCAGAACUAAAUGGGAUGCAACUGUGGGUGGUGGCCGGAACGAGUCAGAAGUAUUGUCAACAUUCUUUUUCACAGACUUUGACGAUAAGUGGAAAGCUAAGGACAUGUAUGAGGUGUUUAAGAAGAUGGGAGAUAUAGAUGAAGUCUACAUUCCAAAUAAGAAGGAUAAGAGAGGGAGGAGAUAUGGAUUUGUGAGGUUUGUUAAUGUCAAAGAUGACAGGUUAUUGGCUACCAAACUAGAUAAUGUGUUUCUGGAGGGCAGAAAACUAUUCGCUAAUAUACCAAGAUUUCAGAGGAAAGAAAAAGGAGGGGAAAAGGGUGUGAAUUCAAACAUAGUUAACAACAGAAGGAAGGGGGGCGGAUCGAAUAUGGAAAAUAGAAACCAAGAAGGUACGCGGAGUCAUCUCAGCUUCAAGGUAGAAGAAGAGACUUUGAAGAAAUACGAGAAGACAUAUGUAGGGAUUGUUAAGGAAGCGGGUCUGGCAUUUAACAUUAAGAAAGCUUUUCAUGAGGAAGGUAUUUUUUCUAUUAUGGUCACUGCUCUUGGAGCAAACAUGUGUGUUUUAGAGGACCUAAUAGAAGGAGAGGCGGAAAGAUUCAUAGAGGAGAGAAAAGUGUGGUGGAAAGUUUGGUUUAAAGAGAUUAUACCAUGGGAGCCUCAAGAUGUUGAUUUGGAGAGAAUGGCUUGGAUUAAAUGCUUAGGAAUCCCAUGUCAUGCAUGGUGCAAUGGAUUCUUUGAGACAUUAGCAUCGUCAUUAGGAACAUUCAUACAUUGUGAUGAUAAUACCUUCACUAAGCUGAGUAUGGAUGUAGCUAGGCUCAGAAUAAGAACAAAAUGUAUAGCGGUCAUCAACGAAAUCAUCCUGGUUUUGAUUAAUGGCUUGUUAUUUAGAUUUUUCGUGGUUGAAGAUGUGUCUGAGUAG
Vicia villosa (hairy vetch) is the source of this 966-nucleotide messenger RNA. RefSeq lists its product as uncharacterized. The transcript is spliced from 2 exons. The record is from RefSeq and is a predicted model, not a curated record. Gene Ontology annotation, molecular function: RNA binding. NCBI's taxonomy places the organism in Eukaryota, Viridiplantae, Streptophyta, Magnoliopsida, Fabales, Fabaceae. Bases 1 to 966 code for a protein of 321 amino acids.